Molecule: messenger RNA, 1461 nt
Organism: Suillus plorans
Lineage: Eukaryota; Fungi; Basidiomycota; Agaricomycetes; Boletales; Suillaceae
Exons: 7
Coding region: 1-1461 (486 amino acids)
Source: RefSeq, a predicted model, not a curated record
AUGCCUCAGCGCGCCCAAGGCGAAGACUUUACUCAAGAUAUUCAGAAUAUAGAUAGCAGCUCCACUGCUGACUCGACAGAUUCAGACAGUGACCAGUCCAACGACGAUUCCGAUUUAUUGCGUGUUUGUACUGCAAUCGCAGCACCUCCUCUCAAUGCAUCAGCCGAAGAUCUUCGCAAGGCAAGUCUUUAUGUUGCACUCGAACUUGCACAAAGGCUACUUCUAGAUAUGCGAGGAAAGUACCGGGAGGCUCUGAAGAAGAACGCUCUCCUUGAGGCUACACUUUCAAAAGGUCGGAAGACAAAGCUCACCAACAAGGACCUCGCACUCGCCGCCAAGGAAGAUACCAUCAAGAACUACGGACGCAAGUUUUCUGAUGGCAUCAAAGCCGAAAUCUUUCUUUUUAUUCUGCCAGCAGACCACAACAUGAUGGCCCAUAAGAACUUCGGUUCCCAUUUUGUCAAAGGCAUCAAUAGUGUUCGUGCCGAAAUGGUUUCUGAUGUCAAGUCAUGCGCAGCCGCCAUUUUCAAUCUCGACGCAAAGUUCUUCAUACGAGGGUAUGCACGGGAUUUGGAGCCUGCAUGUCGCACCUUGCUCCUUAACCCUCAAGGUGCAUACACGAAAUUUGCACCAGUUCUCUUCCCUCAUCCAGAUCGUGUCUCCCGAGAAGACUUUUUCAAAACAUCAAAGCUCGUUUAUAUCUUGAAAGCGUCUCUUUUUGGCCGAUCCUCGCUAGCUGCCAAUGCGCCUCCAACGCCUAAAACCAAAGCUAAGAUAUGGGAGUUACGUGCCAUAACUCCAGGCCUCAUCGCAGCAGCAGCAAUUGUUGCUAUCUUUAUUCUUUCUGGCGACAAAGAGCUAGUCGAGAUAGAGUACCAUAACUACUACCGUCAAACUCUGAUGACCGGCGGCGCCUGGGCCGACAGCAUUUACACCUUCUUCAACAAUUCCCUCUUUGCUACUUCUUCCUCUGUAGCUGCUCUGGGCUCAGACUUUGUAGGUGUGAGCAGCGGUCCACACAAUACCUGGGAAGAGGAUUUCGAGUGUGUGAUGGAAACGGGGGGUGAUUUGCCAGAAGUUGAUGCUCCCCGAGCCAUAUCACCACUCACUGACGAAGAAGAUACCCCACCGUCAGCUGUCCGUCGUGUCGCCAACUUGAAUGCACCUAAUAUUCUUGCACCUGAAUCUAUAUCUGCGGCUAUGCAAGGUCUUGCUGUAGCAGAUUCACAGGACCGCGAGCUAUUGCCACCUACGCCUGCACUCAACGAUUCGGGCUCGCGGGCACCUGGAAUGCUUACCAACAAUUCAGAGUCUGGUCCAGGUGCUCUCGUUCAGAAGCCCAAGCCCAAGCCCAAGCCAAGGCGCAAGACCAAGGGUGGAGCCAGGGCCGAGGAUUUAAUGUUAGGUGCUGCUGACGAGGAUCUGGCAUUGGUGCGAAGGUCUGGCCGUGCAAAGAAAUAA